This is a messenger RNA of Rhipicephalus sanguineus (brown dog tick), 696 nucleotides long. Its product is annotated as complex I assembly factor ACAD9, mitochondrial-like. Lineage: Eukaryota; Metazoa; Arthropoda; Arachnida; Ixodida; Ixodidae. Gene Ontology annotation, molecular function: acyl-CoA dehydrogenase activity; flavin adenine dinucleotide binding. The transcript is spliced from 4 exons. The record is from RefSeq and is a predicted model, not a curated record. The coding region runs from base 163 to 693 and encodes 176 amino acids.
UUUGUAUGAUCUCCAUCUCCCAUUGCGUCGUGUUCUGUCGUGCCCUGUGCCCUCCGGACGGCUCGCGCAAGUGUUUUGGAAGCGUGCGUGUUAAAGUAUUGCGCAUUAUGUUCGUGUAAGCUUCGGGGGUCAUUUGGACACCGAGAAAGCCAACGCUGAAGUAUGUCUCUGCUUCUGAAACACACCCUGAAGCGUUGUAGGACGUUUUCGCCGAGCCGGAACGAUGUCGUGCUUCUCCUGCGGCGUUUCGUUUCGGAAACAGCUCCUGGGCCGCACAUGGGAGUGCCGGUGGUCGAAGAGCGUCCCCUCGAUCUGUCCCAGGGAAAAGUCAAGCGAGAACCUUUCGUCAAGAAUAUGUUUAUAGGGAAGAUGGAAAGGGCCAUGCUAGCGUACCCAGAGGUGCUAACAAACGAGAAGCUUGAGGAGCUCGAAGCUAUGGUAGAGGCCAUCCGGAGGUUCUACGAUGAGAAUGUGGACACUGCCAAAAUAGACAGGGAAAAGAACAUACCGAAGGAAAUUCUGGAUGGCUUAAAGGCUCUAGGACUGUUUGGAUUACAAGUUCCAACAGAAUAUGGUGGCCUUGGCCUGACAGCUACAGAAUAUGCAAGGAUAUGUGAAGUCACUGGAAAAGAUGCAUCCUUGGGUGUCACUCUGGCUGCACACAAUUCUAUUGGCAUUAAGGUCUGUGAAUAGCUU